UUACAACACUUAAGAUAUAUUAAGAACCAGAAGUUCUUGUAUUAUAAUAAUCCAAUUAUUUCUUGUUUUCAAUAGUAACUAUGGUUGAGCAAUUUGUUGGUAAAUGGAAAAUGACUUCAAGUGAGAACUUUGAUGAAUACUUAAAGGCUGUAGGUGCUGGUUUUGCUUUCCGGCAAAUAGCAAGCCUUGCAAAACCCAACGUGACAUUUGCUGUGGAUGAGCAGGGUUUCAUCUUCAUGAAAGCUGUUACUUCAUUUAAGACCUUUGAACUCAAAUUCAAAUUAGAUGAAGAAUUUGAUGAGGCAACAGCAGGCGGCAAGAAAGCCAAGAAUACAAUGAGCCUUGUGGAUAAUAAACUUAUUCAAAAACAGACCUGGGAGGGCAAUACCACAACAAUCGAAAGAGAGAUUAUAGACUCAAAACUGAGAGUGACAUGUAUCAUGAAUGAUGUGGUCGCUAUCAGGACAUAUGAGAGAGAUGAAUGACUGCCUGCCUGAACUGCUGAUUUUAAUAUGGUUUAACUUUACUGCUUCUUAAUUCAGUGUCCAACAGAAUUUGUUUUGUCGCAAGAAAAAAUGGUUUAUAAGUACAAUUAAAAAUAAAAUAAAAAUAUUACAAUGUAACUUGGGUAUUAUUUUUAUUUUAUUAAAGUUUUUCCACAUGAGAACCAAACAGAAAGUGAAGUAGUACAGUAUGAAUAUUAAUGUAAAAUAAUUAUAAAUAAUAAUCCACCCCUGCACCUCACAUUGCGAGUAUGCAGUAAGUGCCUAGAUUAGAUGUUAAGGACAUGAGGAGAAAAGUAAUAAUACAUGUUUUUGUUUCUUUUUGAAAAUAAAUAAAUAAAGUUUAGGUUCCUGUCAUAUAUAACUCAAUAUAGCAAAAUGCCUAGCAUCCAAAAACAGCCAUAAUAAAAAUAUAUUGUUCGACCACUG
This is a messenger RNA of Misgurnus anguillicaudatus (oriental weatherfish), 932 nucleotides long. RefSeq names its product fatty acid binding protein 4b (gene fabp4b). NCBI's taxonomy places the organism in Eukaryota, Metazoa, Chordata, Actinopteri, Cypriniformes, Cobitidae. Gene Ontology annotation, molecular function: lipid binding. The record is from RefSeq and is a predicted model, not a curated record.